GAACAAGUUUCAAGGAAGAAAUAAUCAGAAUGGUCUGCACAAGAAAGGUGUCACUGCAAAAACAUUUUAUAUUGGAAUUGGUGUUCAACUAACAUUGAGUUCAACAACUAAUAUUUAGCAAUUAACAGCAAGUACCAAAGUUUUUCUACAAGCCAAGAUUAUAUUCCAACUCUUAUUCAUUUCGCCAUGUUCUCCUGGUACUUGGGUUAAUAUGACAAUCACUUAUGACUUUGUUGCUUCCAAUGAAAUAAUUAUUUUACAAAAUGCAAUUGAAGAAAAUGGAAAAAUUGAUACCAUGAGAGUGGGACUAUACAACAUGACUUCUAUUGAUGUUCCACCUCCUCCAUUUAAAUUCACUGCUGAAGCAAUUUCACUUGAUUCAAUUAAUGCGUCAUGGACACCUGUAAAUGUCACAAUUGAUGGUAAUUUAACAGUUCAAGGUUAUACAGUUUUCUACAGAAAGUAUCAAGAUCCAAAUUCUCAAUGGAACUGGACCUCAUGUCAGAACACAACAUAUUUGGUCAUAGAUAGGUUAGAUCCAUAUACAACUUACGUACUAAGAGUUCUAGCUUUUCAUUCUAUGGGAAAUGGAAUUAGUUCAUAUUCGGUUGUUGAAAGAACGUUUGAAGGAAAACCUCCAGAAGAACCCAAAAAUUUGACAUGUACACCUGAUUCAUCAAGCAGUGUUACUCUGUAUUGGAAUCGUGUAAUGGAAUGGAGAGGAUUUAAACGGAGUUAUACAGCAACUUAUAAACUAUUUAGUGUAGAAGAACCCUUCUCUAAUGUAACAUUUAGCACAAAUGAUGUAACAGGAAAAAUUUCUAGCUUAAAAGUCUUUAGUAAAUAUGUGUUAUAUCUCACUGCAGACACUAAUGCUGGAUCAGGGCCUGAGGCCUGGUGUGUUUUCACUACUUUGGGAACAGUUCCAUCAGUUGGUCCUUUGAUAAUUGGCUGGUAUCUUGAUCAGUAUCGUCCAAGUGAGGCUGUCAUCCGAUGGAACCCAAUCCCUGAUAAUUAUACCAAUGGAAAAUUGUUAUAUUAUAAAAUUUCUUAUGGUAUAUCUCGUAUUGGAAAAGUCUUCUUUCCUCCUAAAAUGACAGAUGUUUGGGUUGACCAGUAUACCACAGGAUAUGUAAUUAAAAGUUUGUCUGUUAAUGCAGAAUAUACUGUAUACAUUGCUGGUGAAACAAUUAUGGGAGCAGGAAACAGAAGUAACACAAUAUUUAUUGAAUCCUGCAAGUGUCCUACUAAUAUUUAUACUGCGUGGUACAAAGACGACAAAGAUAAAUCUUUAAUUUAUGGUGUUAAUCAAAACAUCACUGGAGGGAUAAUGUAUGACUUUUUAAAAGAUAUGACAGCUUCAAUAUGCUCUAGUUGUCCUGGUUUAAUCUCUGGGGCUGUAUCAUACAAUCUUUAUUGGGAUAGGACAAAAGAUGGACAUUCUCCUCAACGAUCAAAUCAUGAUGAUUUAAAGAAACUUGUUGAUAAUAAUGUGCACUUUAGUUUACCAGUUAAUGGCAAGGCAUCAGUUGAAACAUUUCAAUCAAAAUUUAAGUAUGUGCAAAUUGUGUCUUCGCCAGGUGUUGCAUUUAUAGUAAGAGAUGCAUCAGCAGAUUUUAAUAAGUCAAAAGCAGUUGCUGCAGCUAUAUUUAAUUGUUGGCCUGCUGUUAUAAUAAUAUUUCUUUUCUCAACUAUCAGUGGCACUUUUAUGUGGAUUCUGGAUCGUAAAAUAAAUAAAAUAGAAUUUCCAAAUGAAAGCUUUAUUCGUGGUAUUCUCCAUGGCACUUAUUGGGCGUUUGUCAGUAUGACUACUAUUGGCUAUGGCGAUAAAACUCCACGAAGCACUCCAGCAAAAAUUGCUGCUAUAUUCUGGUUGCUAACAGGUCCCAUUACCAAUGCUAUUGUUAUUGGUGCUAUAACUACAAAUCUUACAUCUGUAAAAUUGAGUUCUGAUCCAAUUCUUUAUGGUAGCAAGAUAGGUGCCAUUUAUAACACAUGUGAUUAUGCAUUAGGUGUUCGGAGAAAUGCUAAAAUGGAUACUACAGGCUAUCUGUUCAAAGACAUAGAAAGCUUAUUAAAUGCACUUGAAUCUAAAGUUUUAGAUGGGAUCUUAUUGGAUUCACUUAAAGUUGUUUCAGUAAUAGAGUCCUUUCAACAGCGGAACUUUAAGAUUGUGAAAAUAAUACCAGAACAAUGUGGAUGGGGGGUUGUUCUAUCUUCUGAUAUAAUCAAAGUGGAAGAAGAAAUACGAUCUUAUGUAAAUGCGCAAGCACAGAUGAUGAAGAAUCUUGUUGAAAAUAUAACUAAGUCAAUACAGGUUGGCAAAAAGGUUUCUACUUUGGACACUGGAUUGAUUGAUCCUAAAUCAAAAAUUUCACAAGGAAUAUAUUACUAUGGAUCAAUUGUCAUUUUAUGUGCAAUUGUUUUAGGCUUUACCCUUGAAGUUUCAUGUGCAAGGCUGAAGAAACAGAAACUUCAACCAUACAGUGCAAAUGAAGUACUAGAAGUAAAGCUUUCAAAGUUUGUGCGUAAGUUUUGUAAUUAUCUACGGAUUAAUAUAGAGAUGCAAAUUCAAAAAGAUGAUGCAGAAAUAAGUGCAUACUUUCAACAGAAAGGAUAUUCACUCGGUUUGGGCUGGUUACGUUAUUUAACAGAGGACGAAGAGAUUCUUAAAAAACAAAUGAAGUAUCAAGAAAUUAUGAGUAUUGAUUUAAACCAAUCAAAGAGCGAUUUCAAUGUUUGGUCAAAACUAAAAGAUGGAGCACGAGUUCUGCACCGCAAAGAAUAUAAUAUUUUCUAAUGUCUUUUCUUACGGUUAAAUUUUUUUCGUUGUUAUAUGUUAUGAAAAUUAAAUGUUUAAACAAUAUGUACUUGGAUAAUGCACAAUUUAAACAUUUUUAAUGUUUUUAUAACAUGCAUCUAAAGUCAUGCACCACAAAAACAUUGAAAUAUUUUUUUCUUUUCUUUUUUUUUUAAUUAAAAUAAUACUUUUUUUUUUUUUAAUGAUUUUUUAUUUUUUUUAACAGAUUUAAACAGAAAGAAAUUUCUCAAAACAAAAAAUGUUUUACUUUUCAGUAAAUUUUUUUAAUAAAAAAUAAAGAAUUCUUUCUUACAAAUAAAUUAAAUCUGCGCAGCUAAAGUUCAACUUUUCAUUUCAAGAAUAGAAAGUUUUAGAAGCUAUAAAGUUGACUAAAGUCUUAGUAAAUAAACUUGUGGGAAAUAUAUCGAAAAACCUUGCUUUUUUUUCAAAUAUAGAAUUGAAUAUUUGGAAUUGAUGCAGAAUUGAUAGCAGGCAAAUUAUUAAAAGUGCAACUGUUAUUUCUUUAAAAAAUGUUAAAGUUAAUGGGUCCUCUAAUUGUCAACUUACUUGAAGGACCACGUUUAUACAUAAUUUGUAAAAAGAUGACUUGCAAUUUUGUUUGAAUUCUUUUUGGUUUUGGUAUGCAAUGUAUUUGUAUUUUGUAAAGAGAAUAUGUAAGUUUGGAAGUAA
Hydra vulgaris (swiftwater hydra) is the source of this 3490-nucleotide messenger RNA. The record is from RefSeq and is a predicted model, not a curated record. NCBI's taxonomy places the organism in Eukaryota, Metazoa, Cnidaria, Hydrozoa, Anthoathecata, Hydridae.